UGCGAUACGAGCAGCCCUUCAGUCGUCCAUCAUGGAUAUACUAUUGCCAGAUCCUUUGACUUUCGAUUUCAGGCUUGCUAGAAAUGAUUCUGAAAAUGCUGCAAAACUUGAUUCACCACUAGAAUCUGAUACUAGUACACAGCCCUCUGCGUCAAAGAAUCCUGUAAUUGCACGUGAUAUGACUCCUAUGGAAGUUCUGAUUCGGAAUAACACGAAGGAAACCGUCAAGACGAGUCUUAGUGUUGCAUGCAGAGAUGUAGCAGGACAGAAUUGUGUUGAGGGCACGAAGGCAACUGUCCUAUGGGCUGGUGUUCUAAGUGGAAUCACCAUGGAGGUUCCUCCACUCCAAGAAAGCAAACAUAGUUUUUCUUUGUACUUCCUCGUCCCGGGUGAGUACACCUUGAUUGCUGCUGCUGUAAUCGUCAAUGCAAACGACAUUGUAAGAGCCAAAGCAAAAUGUGAAUCUCCUGACGAACCUAGUUUUCGGAGAGGGCCUCCGUUUCAUGUUGUGAGUCAUUGUACCGAAUAACCUUUCUUCUUUUUC
Messenger RNA from Hibiscus syriacus, 544 nucleotides. Its product is annotated as trafficking protein particle complex II-specific subunit 120 homolog. The transcript has 3 exons. The record is from RefSeq and is a predicted model, not a curated record. Gene Ontology annotation, cellular component: trans-Golgi network. The coding region runs from base 32 to 529 and encodes 165 amino acids. Lineage: Eukaryota; Viridiplantae; Streptophyta; Magnoliopsida; Malvales; Malvaceae.